GCGGAACUAGUGUCGAUCUCAGCAGGGCCGACUGACACACACAGAGCAGAUUUACUCUUUUAUUCAUCAAAUAACACAAAAAAAACUAAAAACAGUUUGUCGGCGUCGGUGUGGAUGUUACUAUAAGUCUCUGUAGGUGCUCUCUCUGUCUCUGAGUCGGUUGCCAUGGCGUCUCCAGGGGGACAAGGAGGAGGAGCUCUGUCGACGAGAGGAGGCAGCGCGGCCCGAAGGAUGAAGUGGGCUCUGGAGCUGAGUUUAGGAAACACCAGGAGUCGGGACCGGCAGGGCGGCCAGGGAGACGUUGUUUACCCCAUCGGAUACUCUGAGAAACCCGUCCCCGACACCAGCAUCCAGGAGACGGACAAGAACCUGGUGGAGAAGCGCUGUUGGGAUGUUGCUCUCGGACCGCUGAAACAAAUCCCCAUGAACCUGUUCAUCAUGUACAUGUCGGGUAACACCAUCUCCAUCUUCCCCAUCAUGAUGGUCUGCAUGAUGGCCUGGAGACCCAUACAGGCGCUCAUGUCCAUGUCUGCCACGUUCAAGCUGUUGGAGAGCUCCAGUCAGCAGUGGCUCCAGGGUCUGGUCUACCUGGUGGGGAACCUGCUGGGCUCGGCGUUGGCCAUCUAUAAGUGUCAGUCGAUGGGGCUGCUGCCGACGCACUCGUCCGAUUGGCUCGCUUUCAUCGGGCCGCCGCAGAGGAUGGAGAUCAUGGGCGGAGGGAUGGUGUUGUGAAGCGGACGGAGGAGCGUGCACAUACAGGAUUAAAAUAUUUUACACAGGAGUUGUAUACAUUUUCCAACUUGAGCCCCAAAAACACACACAUACACACACACACACACACACACACACACACACACACACACACACACACACACAGAUAACGUUACAUCUCUUCAUCAGCCUGCUGCUCUGCUUCAUUUCCUGUCUUCAUCUUCAGUUUCUCAUUUUCACUAAUUUUUCUUCAACUACUGUAUUUUUCCUUUUUUUUUUUUACUUUCACACAAUUUAAAAUUAGCUUAACGUGUAAUCGACUCACUAAAACAAAAAAGGUUUAUAAAGUUAUUUUACAAAACGCUUUAUAUCCAUUUACAAUUAAAACUUUUAUCUUUUAUGACGUGUUUUUUCUUUUUUCAAGCCAGAAAGCAACAAACAGUUAAAUAGAGUAGAGAGUAGCUUUUAUCCUUUUUUGUUAUCAUUAUUAUUAUUAUUAUUAAGUUUCUGUUCAUUUCUUCUCAGUUUAGUGUCAUCUUCCUCACCACCAUCAUCAUCAUCAUCAUCAUCAUCAUCAUGCUAGCCUGCAACAUUGACUAACCCUGUUUAAUUUAUAGGUCUGUUUUUUAAUUUAUACUGAUUUGCUCUGAAAAUGUUCUAUGAAAAAAUAAAAUAAAUCCUUAUGGGGUUGAAUUUAAAUAUUUUCAACUGUGUCAAUAAAAUGGAUGAAA
Molecule: messenger RNA, 1442 nt
Organism: Scomber japonicus (chub mackerel)
Lineage: Eukaryota; Metazoa; Chordata; Actinopteri; Scombriformes; Scombridae
Gene: emc4
Product: ER membrane protein complex subunit 4
Exons: 6
Coding region: 166-732 (188 amino acids)
Biological process (GO): protein folding in endoplasmic reticulum
Cellular component (GO): EMC complex
Source: RefSeq, a predicted model, not a curated record